This is a messenger RNA of Pseudonaja textilis, 1894 nucleotides long. It is a transcript of the gene PDLIM3, whose product is annotated as PDZ and LIM domain 3. NCBI's taxonomy places the organism in Eukaryota, Metazoa, Chordata, Lepidosauria, Squamata, Elapidae. Gene Ontology annotation, cellular component: Z disc; filamentous actin; adherens junction. Gene Ontology annotation, biological process: muscle structure development; actin cytoskeleton organization; heart development. The record is from RefSeq and is a predicted model, not a curated record. Gene Ontology annotation, molecular function: muscle alpha-actinin binding; actin binding.
AAGGCGGAAGCCGCUCAGGGGGAGAAACCUCACCGCCCGGCAGGCUGAAGGCAGAGCUAAAAUCGGAGGAGGCUUGUAACUCGAAGCUGCGAGAGCGCAGCCGGGGGAAGACUCCCGGGAAGCGGCCAAGCACGCAGCCUGCGAGCGAGUUUUCCAGCCCGGCCCUUCGUUGACCAAAGUUGGCCCUCCUGCUCGGGGCGGAGGGGACGCGGGCCUGCUGACGUCAGCCAAGAACAGAUAAGAGGUGUUCUCGUCGCCGGAAGGAGCAAAGGGGAUUGUGCGGCGAGCCAGAGCGAAGCUGAGCGCCGGGAACUCUCGAUCGCAACAGCGAAGCCGCCCUUAGGAGCAGAGCUAGAGUCCGCGGGACAUAGCUUUCCCCCCCCCGGCCCGCAAAGUAGCCGCAAACAUGCCACAAAACGUGCUUCUUCCCGGACCUCCGCCUUGGGGCUUCAGGCUGUCGGGAGGCAUCGAUUUUAACCAGCCAUUAAUUAUAACCCGGAUAACACCAGGAAGUAAAGCUUCACAGGCAAAUCUGUGUCCCGGUGACAUCAUUAUAGCUAUUGAUGGUCACAGCACAGAGAAUAUGACUCACAAUGAUGCCCAGGAGAAAAUUAAAGCAGCAGCCCAGCAGCUCUCUCUGAAAAUUGAGAGGGCAGAGACUAAAUUGUGGUCUCCACAAGUAGCAGAAGAGGGCAGACCACAUCCAUUCAAAAUAAACUUGGAAGCUGAACCACAGGACAUAGGCUACUUUGAACACAAACAUAAUGUUCGACCUAAACCUUUCGUAGUCCAAAGCCCAAGCAGUACUCCUUCCGGUUUUGAUGGCAGCAGUGGACGUAGCACACCCUCUUCCAUUAGCACUGUUAGCACUAUCUGUCCUACUGAGUUGAAAGCUGCAGCUAAGAUGGCCCCCAACAUUCCCUUAGAAAUGGAGCUUCCUGGUGUCAAGAUUGUGCACGCUCAGUUUAACACUCCUAUGCAGAUGUAUUCAGAUGACAAUAUUAUGGAAACACUGCAGGGACAGGUUGCUACAGCACUCGGGGAAACACCCCCUAUAAGUGAGCCAGCACCUGCAGUGCCCCAGUCUGAUGUUUAUAGGAUGUUACAUGAUGAUCCUCAAGGACCUAGCCAACCACGCCAGUCCGGUUCUUUUAAAGUGCUCCAAGACAUGGUCUCUGAAGAAUCUGAUGGUCGUCCCAGUGGGACAAGGAGUGUAAAAGCACCCAUCACAAAGAUGGGUGCUGGUGCAGGAAGUGUGCCAAAAGUGCCUUUGUGUGACAAGUGUGGAAACGGCAUCGUUGGCACAGUAGUAAAAGCCCGUGACAAGUACAGGCACCCAGAAUGUUUCAUCUGUUCCGACUGCAAUCUCAACCUGAAGCAGAAAGGUUACUUCUUUGUGGAAGGGCAGUUAUACUGUGAAACUCAUGCCAGGGCUCGCACGAGGCCCCCAGAGGGUUAUGAAGCUGUCACCGUUUACCCCAAGGCUUAACUGUUUGGAGAGACACAUGCCUGCAUGCACGCCCAGGGCACUCUCAGCUUACGGCAGCUCUAGGGCUAAUGGCCUAAAUCCAGCAAACUGCUCUUUGCAAGGGGGAGGGGGAAGGAGGAUAGGAUGGAGGGCUCAGGGAAAAGGAUUGGGGUUUUUAGUAGACCAUUCUGAGUCUGGAAUAGGGGAUAGCCUUUUCCAAGACUUUAUCACUCUUGUCUGCCAGGGUAAUCCGACAGAAGUAAACAUAACAGAUUGUACUACAUUAAGCAAAGCUAAGUUCUUCACAUGGGUUAUAUUUUCGUUCAGAUGAUUGCGCACACAUUACUAAGGGAAAAAAAAAAGAAUCCGGUCUAUUGAUGUUCUCAGCCUCCAAGCCACAAACACAAAUCCUUUAUGUUAAGGACA